AAAAUUCAUGGAUGAUGUUCAUUUUUCCCUCCAAGUGUGUCAAGUUCAACUAAGAAAUCUUUGGCAUGCCCAUCUCUUCUCCUUGAUGAUUGACUUGCUUAUGGCGUGUACAAGUGUUAUUUAGUUGUUACUUGUGAUGCCACAAACAUCCCCCCUAAUGAAGCUGGAAAUGUUGUGGAUAAACAAAUUCCUCCAAGUGCGACAAGAUGGACUAAGAAGUCCUUGGCAUGACCAUUGUUCACGCUCCUGAAAUCGAACGGAGGGUGGUGUACUAAAAAGGAAUACGAUGCAGAUGCAGCCGUUGGAUCUUCUUCCGCCGGCCCUGGCCGCGUUAAAUACGAGUGCGUACUGAGAACUAGUACCUUGUAUCUGGUAAGUCUUGCAAUAGAUUCCCAGUUUGCCAUGCUAAAAUGUUGUUAUCAACUCGAAAUUCCAGUAUUUCAAUGAUGUAUUGCCUGCCCCCGCUAUUGAGCAAAAAUUCUGGAAUCACUUGCAUUCAAAUUAUGAAGCAUGCUAAAUGUUAGUGCAACAGAAAUUGGAAUGCAGAAUUGAUUUUCUUUAAAAGGGAUGUGUAAUCGGGUUAGUUUAUCUGAUCUGGGGUCGAUGCUACCAGAUCUCACAACACACAAGUCCUACUCACACCCGUUCGUCGCUGUCGAACUUGUUGCUUUUGCUCUUGGAAUUUCUACCAGAUCUCACAACACACAAGUCCUACUCGCACCCGUUCGUCGCUGUCGAACUUGUUGCUUUUGCUCUUGGAAUUUCUAUUUUGCUUACUGCAGUUCUAAUUUUCUCGGUUUCUCUCUCUACAACUCAGCCCGUUUCCUUAGGAGCCUUUGUUUCAUUCUUUUACUUUUCCUGACCUUUUCCAUCACGUUCAAGGUGAGACAUCCCCAUCAUUUAUGAAGUCAGUCAAGCCUAAUUCCAGUCUUCCGGUAGGCUAAUCCUUUAAAUGACACCAGCACACAAAAUCGCCCAAGCUCCAACCAAAAGCACUAAAGUUCUUGCAAUUCUUGCUCCUCCCACAUCCUGUAAACUCUGGGCAUCAUGCCCUCAAUCUUGUCUCUGUUCUUUUAUUUACUCAUCCUUUUCUCCUUCACCAGUACAAUACUGGCAGCAGCGCCAACAAACAAGUCCGAGAUCGACCGCCAUGCCCUCCUUUGCUUCAAGUCUGGUAUCAACUCUGACCCCAUUGGCAUCCUAGAUUCAUGGAGCAACGGCUCACUUAAAUUCUGCAGCUGGAAAGGGGUCACUUGCGGCACAAACUUUCCACUCCGUGUGGUCUCUCUAGACCUCACCUCUGCACAGCUCUCUGGGCAAAUUUCUCGAUGCCUAGCUGACCUGACUUCUCUAUCCUUGAUAAAUCUUGGCGGCAAUCGUCUGUCGGGAAUGAUCCCGGAAGAGUUGGGGAAGCUUAUAGACCUUCAUACGCUAAAUCUUGCCGGCAGCAAUCUUGAAGGUACCAUCCCUGAUUCAUUAGGCAGUAUCAAUUCUCUUAGCUAUGUCAAUCUUGCAAACAACACUCUCACCGGAGGUAUUCCUCUCCCCUUGGCCAAUUGCUCCACACUCCGCGCACUUAUACUGUCACGUAACAACCUCUAUGGAUCGAUUCCUUCUACUUUGUUUGAUAACAAGCCUAAUCUUACUACAGUUGAUCUCCAGAUGAAUUAUUUCACUGGUGCAAUUCCACCUUUCCAUAAAGUCGCAGCUUUCAAGUUUCUUCGCCUGACAGAGAACUUCCUAUCUGGAAGCAUACAUCCUUCAAUUGGAAAUGUUUCUUCUCUCACGUCUAUAUUGCUCGGACAAAAUAAGUUAUCAGGGUCAAUUCCAGAAACUUUGGGUCACAUUGCAAAACUAUCUGAGCUUGACCUAAGUUUCAACAGUUUAUCAGGCAAUGUCCCGUUGUCGCUUUACAACAUGGCAUCACUCAAAUACUUCAGCGUAGGCAACAAUGGUCUUGUUGGACAGAUACCAUCUCACAUUGGUUACUCACUACCAAAUCUCCAGUCCCUGAUCAUGGGAAGCAACAGGCUAGAGGGCUUGAUCCCUGCUUCACUAGCCAACAUGUCAAAUCUCCAAAUGCUUGAUCUUUCAAACAACUUGCUACAUGGUUCUGUUCCAUCUCUUGGUUCCCUGGCAAACUUGCGUCGGUUAGUUUUGGGGAGGAACUUGCUAGAAGCACAUGACUGGUUAUUCCUUACAUCUCUGGCAAAUUGCACCCAGCUAUCAAAGUUGUCCUUGGAAGGGAAUGCUCUGAAUGGCAGCUUACCUAUAGCAGUUGUUAAUCUUUCCAGAAGGCUAGAAGAUUUAUCGUUUGGGUCAAACCAAAUUUCAGGCUCCAUACCUGUUGAGAUUAGCAAUCUUGUUAAUCUCACUUCACUUAAGAUGGAAAGAAAUUUUCUUUCUGGAAGCAUACCUUCCACUAUUGGGAAGCUGCAAUAUCUAUAUAUGCUAAGUCUAUCAGAGAACAGAUUAUCAGGUCAGAUUCCUCCCUCAAUUGGUGACAUUACCCAACUGGGCAAGCUUUAUCUUGAUGAUAACAACUUGAGUGGGAACAUACCUGGUAGUUUAGGUCAGUGCAAGGGACUUCUUGAACUAAACUUGUCCCGAAACAACCUUGAUGGAUCAAUACCAGUCGAAAUGUUUGCUAACCCUCCACUCUCCUUGGUUCUGGACUUCUCACACAACAAUCUCACAGGGGAACUUCCAUUGGGAUUUGGUUCACAUGGUAGUCCAGUAUCUCUUCACAUGGAAGGAAACAAGUUUCAUGGACAAAUUCCAGCAAGGUGGAAUUUAAUUUUGACCCGGCAGAUUAAUCUUUCUUACAAUGACUUAUCCGGUACCGUGCCUGAAUUCUUUGCGCUCCUGACUGAGCUGGAGCAACUUGAUUUAUCAUAUAACAACUUGGAAGGGGCUGUUCCUACAAGUGGAAUCUUUGAGAAUACUACCGCAGUAGUUUUGAAUGGCAACAAGAGACUCUGUUCAAAUUCCUCCAUGGUAGCAUUACCAAUUUGUCCUGGCAUCUCAGCUUCAGUCACUAAAACAAAGCACCAUCUGUCCUUGUUGGCAACCUUGCUGCUAAUUGUACUACUACCACUUACUAUUGGGUUCCUAGUCUUGUUAUGGUUUCUGCCCACUCUUUGGAAGAAAGGGAUGUUCUCAUUUUCACAAUGGGAUGUUCUGUCCAAGAUUUUGUCUUGUUUUUCCCAUCACAAGAGAAGAGAAGUGCAGGCAGCUCCGUGCCAUGAUGAAAAUAAACUGAAGAGGGUGUCAUACCAGGACAUUCUUAAAGCUACCAACUGGUUUUCUUCAGUCCAUACUAUAAGCUCAACCUGUACCGGGUCAGUUUAUGUUGGUAGGUUCAAGUCUGACAGGAGCUUAGUUGCCAUCAAAGUAUUCAACUUGAGUGAACCUGGUGGAUAUGAUAGUUACUUUAUCGAGUGUGAAGUACUACGAAGCACCCGCCAUAGAAAUAUAAUGCGACCUAUGACCCUAUGCUCGACAUUGGAUUCACAAAACCAUGAGUUCAAAGCGCUGAUCUUCGAGUUCAUGGUUAAUGGCAGCCUUGAGAGAUGGUUGCAUUCUGAGCAUCACAAUGAAAUCCCAGACAAAGUUCUAAGCUUUCGCCAGAGGAUAUGCAUAGGAGCAGAUGUCGCUUCUGCUCUUGAUUAUGUCCACAACCAACUGACACCUCCUUUGAUCCAUUGUGAUCUGAAGCCACAAAAUAUCCUUUUGGACAAUGACAUGACUGCACGGUUGAGUGACUUUGGCUCAGCAAAGUUUCUAUCACCUGGUCUGGCUAUUCCUGAAAGCCUGGAUGAUGUUGGAGGAACAAUUGGAUACAUGGCUCCAGAGUACGGGAUGGGUAGCGAGAUCUCCGCAGGAGGUGAUGUGUAUAGUUUUGGAGUCCUUCUACUGGAGUUGCUUACCGGAAAACGACCAACCGAUGAUAUGUUCGUGGAUGGACUUAGCCUUUGUAAGUUCUGUGAAUCCAUGUUCCCUGAGAGAGUUGCAGAGAUACUAGAUCCUCAUAUGGCGUGUGGGGAUCAUCAAGGGUGCACAGAAGCAUGGAUGCAGAGAUACAUUGUCCCGUUGGUUGCUCUUGGGCUGUCAUGUACCGUGGAAUCUCCCAAGGAUAGGCCUGGAAUGAAAGAUGUUUGUGCUAAACUAUCUGCUAUCAGAGAUGCUUUUCUGGAACGUCAUGAUGAUUGAGGAAUAUUGCAGUUCUAUUACAUCAUGCUGAUUCGUUAUUGCUGAGAGUGUAAUUUUGUAACUCAGCGAGUUCAUAUUGUCCGAUUUACUCAUGUCAUGGAGGAAUGGAGCGUAACGAGAUUUAUCGCUUUACCAAUGGCCCUUCUUCGCAAACACCCCCCUCCAUCACAACUAAGCCGGUCCACCGCAUUUCUCCCACUGCCCCUCCACCACACAGCUGGAGCGAGCCAAGGGGAACUCCCAUUCUUCCAUUCCUCUCCUGCUCCAGACGCGGAGUAUGUUCCCAUACCGCAGCCCCAUAGGGAAUUUGUUAGAGGAGUAACUCCGUAAAUUACUUAGGACUUUGUGUGGUGAUGUAGUGGCUCUAUGUGGCAGUGUGAGUCAGUUGUGCUCGGCCUAGGUUCGUGUCUUUGAGAUACUAUCGCGCAAUUUGGUUUCAUCGAACACAUAUCGGCAUUGUGCUGUGGAAGGGGGAAGAAGGCAAGCAGCGGCAAUGACUGCCAUAGCCGGUGGAAGAGAGAAUGAGGAUCUCGAAUUAAUGAGAAAGGAGGAAGAGGCAAUAUUUGCCUUACCUUGAUCCACAACUCAAUCCUAAUUACAUUGCCAUUUCUCAAAUGAUUUCAACUAUACAGGGGCCAUAGUCUCCUGUUAUUCUCCUCAUCUUCUGGAUCUGCUACUCUUCCUAGGUUCCCAAGUUUCGUAGGCAGUCCAAGUAGAAACAGGUCAGUGCCGCUGUGUCGAGGGCAUAUGCUGCUACCACUCGUUAGUAUUAUCAUGUCAUGUCAUGGAUGCUGGGAACAAUUUAUUCUGGCAAGCAUCUUCUUUAGAAUUGUCACAUUAUUCAUGUGGAGGGUGUUCAAUGAUGGGGAUAGGUGGAUCUUGACUGGAAAAUGCAUGGAUAAUUUAUUUUUCCUCCAAGUGUGUCAAGAUCAACUAAGAAGUCCUUGACAUGCCAUUUCUUUCCCUUGAUGAUUGAAUUGGCACUUCGCAGAGCCAACUAAAUCGUUUCCUGCGCAUGCAGCAGGAUACAUUCUAAAACCGUACUGGAAGCAAGAAAAUUAUUUUCAAGUGAACUGUAUCAUAUGGCAUGUUGAGAACCAAGCGCUGGU
Lolium rigidum is the source of this 5321-nucleotide messenger RNA. RefSeq names its product probable LRR receptor-like serine/threonine-protein kinase At3g47570. The record is from RefSeq and is a predicted model, not a curated record. Lineage: Eukaryota; Viridiplantae; Streptophyta; Magnoliopsida; Poales; Poaceae. Gene Ontology annotation, molecular function: protein kinase activity; ATP binding; receptor serine/threonine kinase binding. The coding region runs from base 1048 to 4212 and encodes 1054 amino acids. The transcript is spliced from 3 exons. Gene Ontology annotation, biological process: protein phosphorylation.